UUAGCUAUAGAAUGAGGCUAUACUACUAUGUGCAACACCCACCUCAUCUGUAUUAUAAAUAUGUCCUCUCAAAAAGAGCUUUACAUUUAUCACAGUAAAGGGGAGUCCAGAAAAUAUUAGCAGCAGGAUAUACUCUGGGUGUUGCUGAAGACAGACAUGUUUUUUACUGAUCCAAUCACACUAGUCCUAUCUAUUAUUAUUUGCCUAUGUUUGAUAUGUCUUCUGUAUGGCUGGAAUAACAAUGUUUACAAAAACUUCCCUCCUGGACCAAAGCCUUUGCCAUUAAUUGGAAGUUUGCAUCUCAUAAACCAGAAGGAACCCUUUAAAACUUUUAUGGAGCUAUCUGAAACAUAUGGUCCUGUGUACAGCAUCCAAAUGGGAAUCCAGAAAGUUGUUGUACUCUGUGGCUAUGAGACACUAAAGGAAGCUCUAGUAAACUAUGCUGAUGAGUUUUCCUGGAGAGCGCAAACACCAAUUUUUAAAGAUUGGUCAAGUGGACAUGGCCUUGUUUUUGCAAAUGGGGAGAACUGGAAAGUCAUGAGAAGAUUUACUCUUUCAACUUUACGAGAUUUUGGAAUGGGAAAAAAAUCUAUAGAAGAUAAAAUUAACGAAGAGUCUGAUGCCUUAAUUCAAAGGUUUAAAUCGUAUAAAGGACAGCCUUUUGAAAACACCAUGAUUAUGAAUGCUGCUGUUGCCAACAUCAUUGUUUCCAUAUUACUUGAUCAUCGAUACGAUUAUGAGGAUCCCGUGCUGCACAAGCUUAUGAAAGUAGUAAAUGAAAAUGUAAAGCUUUUGGCAAGUCCAAUGGUCAUGUUGUACAACGCAUACCCGUCACUGAUUCGAUGGAUACCAGGAACUCACAAAAAAUUUAAGACAAAUAUAGAUGAGUUUCAUAGUUUUAUUAGAGAGACCUUUGUAAACAGCAAGGAUCAAGUGGAUGCCAAUGACCAAAGGAACCUUAUUGAUGCAUUUUUCGUCAAGCAGCAAGAGGAAAAUCCAAUUUCUGGACAAUAUUUCCACAAUGAAAAUCUAAUGCAUCUUGUAUCUGAUUUAUUUGCUGCUGGAAUGGAAACAACAUCCACAACUCUCCGAUGGGGUUUAUUGAUUAUGAUGAAAUACCCAGAAAUUCAAAAAAAUGUACAAAAUGAAAUUGAAAAAGUGAUUGGAUCUGCCCAUCCUCAUAUGGAACACCGCAAAAAAAUGCCGUAUACUGACGCUGUGAUUCACGAAAUUCAAAGAUUUGCUAACAUUGUACCAGCCAGUGUUCCACGUGAGAUCACACAGGAUGUAGUUUUUAAAGGCCAUGUUCUUCCAAAGGGAACCAACGUUGUUCUUAUGUUGGCAUCUGCAUUAAAAGACAAGACUUACUUUAAAAAACCAGAUGAGUUUUAUCCUCAACACUUUCUUGACGCUGAAGGAAAUUUUGUGAAAAAUGAAGCAUUUAUGCCAUUUUUAGCAGGACGAAGAGUAUGUGCUGGGGAAAAUCUAGCCAGAAUGGAGCUUUUCCUGUUCUUCACAAGACUGCUGCAAAAAUUCACAUUCCAACCACCUCCAGGUGAUUUGGAUGUUGAGCUCACCCCAACAGAAGGGUUUACCAGAGGGCCAAAGCCAUAUCAGUUAUGCGCUUUGCCACGUACUUAGAAUUUGUUAACAAUUAGCAAGUUUGUAAUCAUUUUGUAAAAAUGCAUACACAUUAAGGGCUAGAUUACAAGUGGAGAGCUAAUUUAAUGUACGCCCGUAACGGGGCAAAUUUGACUGUUUACCGGCACACGUUAAAUAACCAACCAGACCUCUGGUUAAUUAAAUAAAUGUCCCCCAAUUUCCCCUAAAAUAAGCAUCUUUAUUUCUUUUUAAAUAACUGCAUGAAGCUGUUAUAAGUGGUUAAAGCUAGCGGAUGUGGGGUGUUAAUAACGGCACUAAAAGGUGCCUUUACAUAGUGGUCUAUGGGGACUGUGUUGAAACUGUAAAUAUAUAUAUAUAUAUAUAUAUAUAUACUUAUACAGGUGGCCCUAUUUUUGCGCUGGUUCAAUUUGCGCCAUUUCAGAAUAACGCCCUUUUUUCCAGUCAUGUGACUGUUAUUGAAAAGCACUGAGAAGCAGUGCAUUGAUUAAAAUAAGGGCAGGCCAGUAGGUGGAGCUGUACGCUUGUGUUUCAGCAAAGAUAUGCAAGCCAAGCAGGCUAAAAUUAAUCAGUGUAACUAGACCUGAGCUAUCGAGCAGCUUUCAAAGGAACAAGAUCUAGCAGCCACUUCCCUUUUAACUUCCUGCCCAGCUGCUUGAAGGUCAGGGUGCCUAUAAAUCAGUCCAGACUGGAAUGCAUAGAAUAACUGCAGACCCAAUAUUAUCUAACAUGCUAACAAUGCAGAUAACUGUUUGCAGAAAAAUGCAAGUAAAAAAAAUGUUUUUGUUCAUUAAACUUAGUUUGAUGAUCCAUUCUGUUUUGUGUGAUUAUUUUAUUAGGUUUGUAAUGCUGUUUAGCAAAUGUUUUUGUUCAUUAAACUUAGUUUGAUGAUAUAUUCUGUGUUAUGUGAUUAUUUUAUUAGGUUUAUAAUGAUGUUUAGCAUUUAAAGUCUUUAUUUCAAAGCUUUAAAAAUAAUGUAUUAGGUGUUACUUAUGUCAAUUUUGAGAGGGUCCUGUAACCUAACUCCCUCACUUUCCACUGACUUACAUUAUGAACUGGGUUUCAAUUUACAAUGGUUUCUAAUUACAACCAUUCCUUCUGGAAACUAACCCCGGCGAAAAACUGAGCACUACCUGUAUACAUAAAUAUUUAUGUGUCAAUAUGUGUAUAUACACAUAUGAACACAUAAAUAUAUGUAUAUAUUCAUACACAUAUAUUUUAAAUAAGCUGCCCAAUGCUGCGCGACUUACCCACUUCACUGUGCUAGGUUCUGUGCCGUGUCUAUCGGCAUCAGAAAGAGGCUCCCAUUGGAGCCUAUGGAGGCGCGAUCUCGUGAGCGCAAAGCUUCCAUGGAAUGCGAAGGUGUGGUCGCCUUCACAUUGCACUGCACUUAUAAUACCAGCACACAUUUGCACGCGCUGGUAUUACAAGUGGAGCGCAAAUGAGCAGUUUUGCGAUCUACUUGUAAUCUGGCCCUAAAUAAAGUUGCUUACCUUACUUUUUUAUUUAUAAGCUUUAUUUGUAAUUUUUAAAAUAUUAUUUUUUGUUUAAUCUUUUAUUUGUAUAAACAUCAUUUCACACUGGAUAUUUGUAUAGUUCUGACUUAUGAUUCUGCUCAGAAUUAUGGAACAUUGAAGAAAAUGUAUAAAAAUAAAAAUAAAUAUUUUGUUAUGCCA
Bombina bombina (fire-bellied toad) is the source of this 3296-nucleotide messenger RNA. RefSeq names its product cytochrome P450 2K1. The transcript is spliced from 10 exons. The record is from RefSeq and is a predicted model, not a curated record. Bases 157 to 1641 code for a protein of 494 amino acids. Gene Ontology annotation, cellular component: cytoplasm; intracellular membrane-bounded organelle. Lineage: Eukaryota; Metazoa; Chordata; Amphibia; Anura; Bombinatoridae. Gene Ontology annotation, biological process: xenobiotic metabolic process. Gene Ontology annotation, molecular function: iron ion binding; oxidoreductase activity, acting on paired donors, with incorporation or reduction of molecular oxygen, reduced flavin or flavoprotein as one donor, and incorporation of one atom of oxygen; heme binding.